Trichophyton rubrum CBS 118892 is the source of this 1539-nucleotide messenger RNA. RefSeq lists its product as uncharacterized. The transcript has a single exon. Lineage: Eukaryota; Fungi; Ascomycota; Eurotiomycetes; Onygenales; Arthrodermataceae. Gene Ontology annotation, cellular component: cytoplasm. The coding region runs from base 1 to 1539 and encodes 512 amino acids. Gene Ontology annotation, biological process: protein folding; protein stabilization. Gene Ontology annotation, molecular function: protein kinase binding; protein-folding chaperone binding; heat shock protein binding. The record is from RefSeq and is a predicted model, not a curated record.
AUGGUGCUUGACUACAGUAAAUGGGAUGCUCUCGAGCUCUCAGACGACUCUGACAUCGAAGUCCAUCCCAAUGUGGACAAACGGUCCUUCAUCCGUGCAAAGCAGAACCAGAUCCACCAGCAACGACAGCAGCGCCGCCAUGAGAUCGCAACUCUAGGGUACGAGAGGAUUAUAAACGAUGGCCUGUUGAAACGGAUUGACGGGCUGUUGACUGCCCUGAAAAAACACGAGAGUGACUCUAGAAAUCCGGACGAGCUCGUUUUUCAGGCCCUGAUCGAGUCUGCUGGUGACCCCAAGGAGGACCAACCACCCGCUCCGCCAGAGAAUGUCCACGCGCAGGAGACCCAACCGAAGUACUCUCAGAUGAUGGGAUCGCUAGUGGACCAGGUCAAGAAGGAGCUGGAUGAGUCGAAGCCGGCGAACAGAUACCAGGCCUUUAUCACCGGCGUUGAAGGCCACAAAACCAAGGUACUAGACCUCCAACAGCAACUUCUUGAGAAGCUUGCGCAAUUGGAAAAGGAGGAGAGUAAAAAGAUCACUAGUGAUAGCAUACACACUGGAUUUGACAGCUCCUUUGUCUCAUCGUCCAAGGCCAAGUCUGAGCCUGAGAAGACCAAGGAGUCGACAGUCGAGCUCCUCAAUCCAGGCUGCGCUGGCGCAGAUAACGUGGAUGCCGUCUCUUCCGGCGCAGAGGCUGAUAUUGAGGAUGGUGAAGGAGACGAGGAGGGUAUAACCGUGCGCCCUUUGACAAAGCAAUUUGCAAAGUUUAAGAUUGGGGACUACCGUGAAACAUACUCAUUCAUCACCGAUCACCCAGAGAUACUAACAGAGAAGAGGACGGAUGAGCUUUUGAUGGAGGCCUUUAACGCCCAGAUCUCUGGUGAUGAGACUUAUGCCCGCCAAUGUGUCCAUCACGGCUUACUGUUACAAUACUGUCGCUCUCUAGGCAAAGACGGCGUUUCUCUCUUCUUCAAACGGUUAGUUUCCCUUAGUUAUUUUCAUACCUGGAGGCCUAAGCUAGGAUUUACUGAUGUUCUAUUGGAAAACAGAAUCACUACCGAGGACCAUCGUGCUGGUGUGAUGUUCCGUGAUGAUGUUAAUGACACUUACAACCGUAUCAAGACUCGUGCAAAGGAACUUGCUAAAUCGUCUGCCGAGGGACAAUCAGAGAUUGAGCAAAUCCAACUUCAUGCAGUUGACCCUUCUACAAAGCUCAACAUCUCCAUUCCCCCAGCUGAUAGCAAAGACGAGGCUCAUGUUGCUGCUCGCGAAAUUUUUAACCGUUUCCCACCAGAUCUUCAGAAAGCGUUGGAAUCUGAAAGCCUGGAUGAAGUAAACAAAGUGCUGGGAAAGAUGAGAGUGGAGGAGGCAGAAGAUGUUGUUGAGAAGCUAGGAGAAAGCGGCAUUUUGACCGUUGAGCAAGGAAUCGUCGACGCCACCACGGAGGAGGGCAAACAGUGGCUGGAAGAACUUGAGGCAGAGAAAAAAACAAAGGCUCCAGAGACUGGCAAGGAGGAAGAGAUUGGAGAUCCCGAAUAA